AUGCCCAACCUCCAAGCACCGCAAGAGCGCCGCACUCUCUACUUCUCUGGCCUCUCCGAUCGAACCACGUACAAAGAUCUCCUGUCUGUCGUCAAAGGUGGCAAGGUUCUGAGCGUGAACCUCCGAUCCGACCGAAGCGCUACCAUAACGUUCUGGGAUGGCGCCGCAGAGUUUCUGGCUUGGGCUAAACGCAAUGACAUUUACUUGCACUCCAAACGCGUCGAAGUCGAGUGGGCUGCUCGACAAUACAGAAUCAAAGGUCACAUAUCAAACAAGAUCCUAGGCGGCUCUACACGAAACAUCCUUAUCCGCAACGCCGUCAGCAACGGCAUCACAGAGGAACAGAUCCGCGCGGAGAUGGAUCACAUCCACAAUCUUAUCAUCAUCGGCGUUACCUUUAAUAGUGGGGACGCCUAUGUUUACACCAACUCGGUUCACAACGCUUUGUUCGCCAGAACCUGCAUGAUGAGCCGCACAGCCUACAAAGGCUGCAAAGUGGAGUUCUUCCGAGACGAGUGUGAUGUGCCACUACCGGUGCCGGUGCUGAAAGGCAAGGCACCACUGCCGGGUCCGGUGAAAAAACAGCAUACGAUGACGAACCGCUUCGACUUGCUGAACAUUGAAGGCGACGAGAACGGUAGCGACGAAGAGAACCGGGCUCCGGUCGCUGACGUGAGCGACGACGACGGCACGGUUGGCUUGAUGACACGCAGAGGUGUCAGGCUCGACUUUCUCGACUCUGACAGCGUUUAA
Messenger RNA from Baudoinia panamericana UAMH 10762, 753 nucleotides. RefSeq lists its product as uncharacterized. The coding region runs from base 1 to 753 and encodes 250 amino acids. The record is from RefSeq and is a predicted model, not a curated record. Lineage: Eukaryota; Fungi; Ascomycota; Dothideomycetes; Mycosphaerellales; Teratosphaeriaceae. Gene Ontology annotation, molecular function: nucleic acid binding. The transcript has 2 exons.